GGGCAGAUACAUAGAUUCCCCUUUCUCUUCACGAAAAGGAAACUGGGUAGUGUUUCAUUCCUUUGUUUCUGUUUUUAGUCAAUAUAGUUACAUGGGUUUAGUCUCUCCUGGCUUAUUUAGUUUAGUUUCUCUUUUUUUAUGAUCCCAUUUCUUUUUUUUUCCCCGUCAAAAUUAUUGCUUUCCAUCUCUGCUCCCCCGUUUCUUUUCCAACAACUUUCAAUUGUCAAAAUUCUUGGCUCGUCUUAAUGUACUUACGGUAUUAGAAGGUGUUCUUGGUAAAUUUGCAAACUUUUGGGGGUAUGUUGAUGCUAAUUGAUUAUAAACUAAUCCUUGGUUUGAAAUACGUGCUUAAUGUUGGAAAUUAGAUGUUGAAAUGAAAUUAUGGGAUGGGUAGGGUUAAGCUAAAGAUUAAGAAAUUGGAGAAUACAAAUGGACGCCAAGCGACCUUUGCCAAGAGGAAACAUGGCAUCAUGAAGAAGGCUAAUGAGUUAUCAAUACUAUGUGACAUAGACAUCAUCCUUCUCAUGUUCUCACCAACUGGCAAGCCCUCGUUGUGUAAAGGAUCAAGCAGUAGCAUUGAAGAAGUAAUUACGAAAUUCGCUCAGUUAACACCUCAAGAGAGGGCGAAGAGGAAGUUAGAGAGCCUCGAAGCACUGAAGAAAACUUUUAAGAAGCUGGACCAUGAUGUUAAUAUACCAGAAUUUCUGGGUACAAGUUCUCAAACAAUAGAGGACCUGACUAGCCAAUCUAGACUGCUGCAGAAUCAACUAUCUGAUGUGCAUAAGAGACUGAGCUACUGGACCAAUCCAGAUAAGAUCAACAGCAUAGAGCAUUUGGGGCAAUUGGAAAAUUCACUCAGGGAAUCACUUAAUCAGAUUCGAUCGCAUAAGGAAAACUUGGGAAAACAGCAUCUCAUGUCACUAGAAUGCCACACUCAGUUUCAAAAUGGGAUGCAUGUGCCUUUCAGAAUGGGUGCAGAGCAGCAGCUCUCACCUCUUCUGUGGAUACCUAAUAAUGACAGUCAACAUAUUAUGUUACCAGAGGAACAAAAUCUGCUUCCCCAUGGGGAUGCUGAGUGCACUGCAAGCACCUCUUUUGGGAGUUAUUCUGGUUACUUUGGUGCAGGAAAACAUUCUGAGCUAUCUAGUUCUGGUCAAGAAAGUGGUAUGAAUGGUAUUCUUGAUGAGUUAAAUGGAACUGCAUCACUGAGGCUACAGUUGGCUGGACAGUACCCUUACCUGCCAGGGCCAUAUAAUCUGAAUUCAAUGAACGAUACAAAAUUUCAACCUGCAGCAGAGAUGAACAUACAAAAAAGCCCUGGGGAUUUUAAUGUUGGUGGAAGUUUUGAAGCUCCCAAACCUGAGUAUGACUCCGGCCCUCAUGGCUGGGCUUCUACUUCAGGAUCAUGUGCUGUUACUAUGUUUGAUGAUCAUUUGUAUGCUCAGCAACCACACUGAGAUUGAGUUUUACUUACUGUUCAGCUGGUGUUCAGUUGCUGGACAGCUUGGUCAGGUUUGUGAAAUUACCUGUCCUCCAGAUGACACUGUUGGGAUUUACUGUAUAGGUUUUAAGCUAUGCAAUGGCGAAGAGAAGCCAGAGAAAUACAUAUAUCUAUACAGCUCGACAACAGCAUAGGAAUUCACUGAUGUUGGUAACUCGUUAGGAAGAGUGGUGCUGAUUCCAUCAAGUGAGACACCAUUUACAAUCUUCUGUAUACAAGCUGUAGGUUUUACUGAAGUUACUAUACUUCCCCGGCCUAAACUCUGGUGACAGGGUCACGGAGGGCAGGCGGGCUACUGCCCUCCAUCCUGCGUUAGGGUGCCAUGGGCUGUGUAUUAAAACCAAUACAGCACAGGUUGUCUUUUUAUUUUUUUUAUUUUUCCAAGGAAAGCAAUGCUUGCAAUUUAAAACCACUUUUGUGAAUCGAGUUCUGUAAGCAGUUUGAUACCAAUUUUUAUUCGUAAAUAUUCUGAUAUUGAUUUUCC
Molecule: messenger RNA, 1985 nt
Organism: Populus euphratica (Euphrates poplar)
Lineage: Eukaryota; Viridiplantae; Streptophyta; Magnoliopsida; Malpighiales; Salicaceae
Gene: AGL30
Product: AGAMOUS-like 30
Exons: 12
Coding region: 387-1457 (356 amino acids)
Biological process (GO): positive regulation of transcription by RNA polymerase II
Molecular function (GO): cis-regulatory region sequence-specific DNA binding; protein dimerization activity; DNA-binding transcription factor activity, RNA polymerase II-specific
Source: RefSeq, a predicted model, not a curated record